AUGGAGAAGGGAGGGCCCAUUGUUUCGGAAUAUGUACUUAAGAAACAGAAGACGAGUGAGGAAUGGGCAUUGGUCAAAAAGCAGGAGCUUGAGUCUGCUAAGAAGAAGAAGGCAGAGCAACGCAAGCUUAUCUACAACAAAGCCACGCAAAGGAUUAUGAGCAAUAGCUACAAUAGCUUUAAAGAAGCCACCAAAAAGAAUGCUCUCGGGGUUGAUCCACUAAAGGUAGAAGUCAGAUUGUUUGACAAACUCUUCAUUUUCGAGAAUCUUGCCAAACUUGAUGACUGGCUUGGUGAUUUGAACCCUGAAUCUAAAGUAGUCAUAUCUGAGGCGUAUGUUGUACCUUUACUUAGAGAUGCUACGGUUGAAGUAGAAGCAUUAAUGAUCCAAUGUCCAAAGUUGGGCACCGUCAUGAGCCAAGUGAAGAAGUUUAAGGUGUCUGUGCUAGUCCUAGGUCACAACAAACCCUCCCCAUUAUUCAAUUGCCUUUGCUUGAAGAGUAGCAUGGAGGAAUUUGUAGAACACGCAUUUGGGGAUGAUAUUUUAUGUCUCUACUUCUUCCAGAAAUCUAGUUAG
Fraxinus pennsylvanica is the source of this 576-nucleotide messenger RNA. The record is from the annotation of a GenBank genome assembly. Lineage: Eukaryota; Viridiplantae; Streptophyta; Magnoliopsida; Lamiales; Oleaceae.